AUGACCAACACCCUCCCCCUCGAAACCACAAUAACAAACCUAACAACGCAACCACAACCAGAAACACAAGAGCCACUCUGGAAGACCAUCCUCAGCACCGCCAAAACCUGCCCCCGCCGCGGCCCGACCCUCUCACAAGGAAGCGACCAAACACACCUCGUCAACCUAGUCGAAGCCCUCCAAGCACAGAACCAAGCAGGACGAAUAUCCCUGGAAGAAACGAUCCGCAAUACGAUAAACAUAUCCGUCACCCCCGUCGCGCAAGCAGACCUCGAAGCAUGGGAAAACCUCCAUGCGUUCCUGGCGGUGAUCACUAAACGCCGACUGGUGGGGUUGGAGGAUUUGGCUAUUUCCGCGUUGAAACAGGCGCUCGAGGUGCCCUACUACAAGGAUAAGGAGGGGUGGGCAGCUGUGUUGGAGGUUUAUGUUACUGUUGCGGGAAUUUGGGCGAUUAUCAUGGGGGAGGAAUUGUAUGAGCGGAAGAAAGGGGAGGAUGAUGAGCAUAAAAAGGAUCAAGAAGGGGCGAUUUCGAAAAAACGGUGGGAAUAUUGGAUUGAGCGGCUUCGGUUUGUUAGUCUUUGGGAGGAUUUAAAUAUUGGAGCUAGGGAGGUUGCUGCUGAGGCGGCGGCUGUUAUGCAUCGGGUUGUAUAG
Molecule: messenger RNA, 651 nt
Organism: Aspergillus wentii DTO 134E9
Lineage: Eukaryota; Fungi; Ascomycota; Eurotiomycetes; Eurotiales; Aspergillaceae
Product: DUF3632 domain-containing protein
Exons: 1
Coding region: 1-651 (216 amino acids)
Source: RefSeq, a predicted model, not a curated record